Molecule: messenger RNA, 1081 nt
Organism: Syngnathoides biaculeatus (alligator pipefish)
Lineage: Eukaryota; Metazoa; Chordata; Actinopteri; Syngnathiformes; Syngnathidae
Gene: bloc1s2
Product: biogenesis of lysosomal organelles complex-1, subunit 2
Exons: 5
Coding region: 98-637 (179 amino acids)
Biological process (GO): endosomal transport; lysosome localization
Cellular component (GO): gamma-tubulin complex; BORC complex; BLOC-1 complex
Molecular function (GO): gamma-tubulin binding
Source: RefSeq, a predicted model, not a curated record
CGUAGACAGUGGCGGAAGAGAUUGGUAGUGGCGGGCGGAAGCUGCGUAUGCACAUCUCACGUGGCGGGAGGGGCGCGGCAGUCAAAACAGACACAAAAUGGCUGCGACGGGAGACGACGCCGCUGCAAUGGACAACAUUUCCAGGUCGCCUCGGGCCAAUAUAGUUCCUCCGAACGCCGCCGAAGACGUAAGGAGUUAUGGGGAAGGCGCAGAGGACGUGAAGGAAGCACCGGCCCCUGUGGUUAAAAAACUCAACACCAACAGUGAUGGUGGCGUGGAAACGGCAGAAGAAGCUGUGGAACCUGCAGAGCCUGACAUCAAUGAGUUGUGCACUGACAUGUUUGAAAAGAUGGCCGUCUUUCUUCAGGGAGAACUCACAGCUACUUGUGAGGAUUAUCGUUUAUUGGAGAACAUGAACAAGCUAACCAGUCUCAAGUACAUGGAGAUGAAAGACAUCAGCAUCAAUAUCAGCCGAAAUUUGCAGGAUUUAAACAAUAAAUAUGCCAGCCUCCAGCCUUACCUGGACCAGAUCAAUCAGAUUGAGGAGCAAGUCUCCUCACUGGAACAAGCGGCUUAUAAACUUGACGCAUAUUCCAAAAAACUAGAGGCCAGAUUCAAAAAACUGGAGAAGCGAUGAAGGCAGCGACCGUAGCUUUCCGUCCGUCACCCGGUCUAACCCUACUUGACGACAACGCGGCAGGACACAAACUGACACUCGAGGUCACUUAGACGAGUUAUUGGGGGGGGGGGGGCUCAAGGCUGUUGUGUUUGGGCUUAGAUUUGAACACUGGUAUCGCUGAGUGACGCAGCAAAAGUUGUACAACAAUGACUUGGCACUUUGUUUCAAGCGCAACGUCCUCAUCCUGGCUGAGUAGUAGCGUAGGAGUUCAUGAUCUGCACUUGCUUAACAUCACUUCUCAAAUGUAAGUAGAUGGUCCACGACGCAUGUACCCAGACUUACUGAAAGCAAUCCUCGUAUCCUGAAAUGUAUUUAAAAUGAGUUCAAUGUUGGAGUUUGUUCAAUGUUGUAAUUUACUAAUACUUGACACAUUUUUUUUAAAAUAAAGUGAUGUGCACUUCA